Messenger RNA from Eucalyptus grandis, 680 nucleotides. RefSeq lists its product as uncharacterized. The transcript has a single exon. Bases 198 to 494 code for a protein of 98 amino acids. NCBI's taxonomy places the organism in Eukaryota, Viridiplantae, Streptophyta, Magnoliopsida, Myrtales, Myrtaceae. The record is from RefSeq and is a predicted model, not a curated record.
AGCCCUUCCCUCCCCCAAAAGAGAGCACAGAAACAGACAACGAAAAGGCAAAGCUCUCAGAGAAUAUCUGCACACUUCCCCCAAAGGACACUCUGCAACCCUCUCCCCCCCUCCUCCUCCUCAAUCAUCUCCUUCUCCUUCUCCAUCUCCAUCUCCAUCUCCAUCUCCAGCUUCCCGUCCGAGACUCCGAUCCAUCCAUGGAGAUCCCGGAGAAGCUGCUCCGCUACAGGUUCCACCUCGUCGCCGCCCUCCUCCUCGCCGCCGUCGCCGCCGCCCUCGUCUACGCCGCCCCCAGAUUCGUCACCGUCCUGGCCUACUUCUGGCCCCUCCUCCUCUCCACCGCCCUCUUCCUCGUCGCCGUCGUCGUCUUCGGCAAGACCUCCCCCCCCGCCGCCGCCGAAGCCUCCGGGGAGAAGAUCCUCGACUACGUCGCCGGCCAGCCGGAGCAGGACGCCCCCCUCGUAAGCUCCCUCGAGAGCUCCCGCGACGAGUAGCUUCGGGACGGAGGAAAACCCCCCCCCUCCUCUUUUUCUUAUAAAUAUUAUUUUUGGUAAUUUCUGACUCUUUUCUUCUUCCCCUUUUUUCUUUCCCCUUCGAAUUUUCUUCCGUUUCUCUUCUUUCCAGUUGUCCCCGAACGUUGCUUGACUGAAAUAAAUAGCUCAUCAGUGAAUUUCUCUUUC